This is a messenger RNA of Torulaspora globosa, 3081 nucleotides long. It is a transcript of the gene BUD2, whose product is annotated as GTPase-activating protein BUD2. Bases 1 to 3081 code for a protein of 1026 amino acids. The transcript has a single exon. Gene Ontology annotation, biological process: regulation of GTPase activity. The record is from RefSeq and is a predicted model, not a curated record. NCBI's taxonomy places the organism in Eukaryota, Fungi, Ascomycota, Saccharomycetes, Saccharomycetales, Saccharomycetaceae.
AUGAAGUAUAGCCGACCUGCGGUUAGUUCAUCUGGUUUCUCUACUGGACAAUCCUUUAAUGUUGCAAGCUUCAUGAGAAAUGUCGAAGAGAUGCAAGGCACUUUUGAUGGCACAGUACAGUGGUGUAGUGAUCUGGCAUCUGAAAACUGGAAAAUAAGCCAUAUACUGGUCACGGAACAGGGCAGUUUAGAAUGUCAGUCUGAUUCAAAGACGAGGACAACCGUAUCUGAGAACUCUGGAAAUGCAAUAGAAAUACCGAGAAUAGAUCAUCUGCAAGGUUGCAAGAUCCAUCUGAUCGACAAGAAUAAUAAUAAUGUCCCUAUCGUUCAGGUCAUCACGAAGUCGCAAACAGAUUAUUUUCUGGCGAAGGAUAAUGCAAGCUUCGAGGGUUUGCUCUAUUCAUUAAUUUGGUGGAGUUCCUUGAACAGUAAGGGCAUAUUCAACAAGAUUUCGCUCAGACCUGCGCCUGUUGUUGAAAGUUCUGAUGGUGAAGCUGCUAACUUACUGGUGUCACAGCUUGUGGUCUAUGGACCGCUGCCAACUCGGCGUAUACCCGUCAUCAAGCAACUGUCGAGGCCGAGCUUUCUACGAAAAUCCAGGACUGAAGAAGGAUGGUUCCCAGCGAUGGGCGUCCUGAAGUCUGAUGGCAAGCUUGACCUCCUUCUGCAAAGCGAUGGCUCAUUACUUUAUUCGCUGGAUAUUCGGGCACUGCUUAGGUCUGAAAUCCGUUUACUAGAUCCAUCGCUGCAGAACGACAACAUGCUCUUCUUGGGAACCAUUUCGGAACUGAGGAAAGAAUUGGGUUUAUUCAAGAGACAGAAGUUUAUUUUAGGCGGACCUGCGGUUAAGAACGAUCCAAGUAUUAUCUUGAAGUUUCCUUUAUCGAUUGAUGUGGAAGAUUGGCUGGUUGCUUUGAAAGCUUUUGCUCUGGCAGAGUAUCUUUCCAUCACAGGCAGUCAUGACUCUGAUCGCCUUCGCUUAUCUAACAGGUUUAAACUAUCAAUUGUAGAAGGCAACUUUCCGGGAAUCAGCAAAGCUUCACACGGGGGUCUACCACAGUUGUAUGUCGAAUUAUCGAUUUGGGAUCGAACCUGGGGAAGAACCGCAAUUGUGCAAGGUACAGACGUACCAUUUUGGAGGGAAGAGUUUGUUUUUGAUGAAAGCGUCAAGAUAAAUAACCUGACGAUAGAAGUAAAGCAACGAAGUCAGAAUAAGAAAGAUGAUGAAACAGUUGGUUUUGUUAGAAUUACACAGGAAAUGAUUAAUGAUAUGUCUUUGGACAAAGAAACGCGGCUUCCGGUCCUCGAUAGCAAGAAGACACGUUUCAAUAUUGGUACCAUUUGUAUAAGGAUCGUUUCGAGUUUGAAUUUCAUACUUCCGGCGGUCAAUUUCCACAGGUUCGAAUCAGCUCUAAAUGAGGUGAAUCUUUCGCAGCUUGUGAACUCAGCUCGGAGCUUCUCGCUUGGCUCAGAUUUGGCGUUUGAGGAUAUCGCUGGUAUCCUCCUGGACGUUUUCCAGGCGCUUCAUAAGGAGGACGAUUGGUUCUCGGCGCUGAUUGACAGAGAAUUACUGGAACUUGAUGGAUCUAUCACAAAAAAUAGCCUGAACAAUAAGACUUCUACCCAUAUUUACGGCACUCUUUUCCGGGGUAAUUCAAUCUUAACGAGAUCUAUGGAGUCAUAUUUCUACCGGGUAGGGAAAGAAUACCUGGACCUAUCGAUAGGUCCUAUUCUGAGGUCCAUCAUAGAUUAUGAAGGUAGCUGCGAGGUCGAUCCAGAGCGCAUAAAGGAGAAUGAUCCUGUAAAGAAGAAAGCUGUAUUGGAUGAGAAUCGAGGACGAUUGCUAGCCAUGGUAGAGAGUAUAUGGAUAGCCAUUUACAGCACAAGUAACGACAUCCCUAUGCCCAUAAAGAACCAGAUGACUACCCUGAGGAAAAAAUUAGAGAUUAUUUGUGUUGAUGAUGGCGUUACCAGAAUACUGAACUGCGUCUCUGGCAUGUUGUUCUUAAGGUUUUUUUGUCCCGUUAUUUUGAAUCCAAAGCUAUUUGACCUUGUACGAAGCCAUCCGAGUGAACAAUCUAGAAGGACCGUCACCCUGGUUAGCAAGGUCUUGUUGAAUCUUUCUAAUCUAUCAUGUUUUGGUAACAAAGAGCCUUAUAUGAAAGGCAUGAAUUGUUUUAUUGAUGAUCAUAGAGACGAGCUUCUGGACUAUAUUGAUAAGGUCACCCAAAAAAAGCUGGACUUUGCUCCAAAGAAACUGAAGCUUACAAAUUCAGUCAUAAGGCCGAAACUUUUAAUGAGCGAGGAGAUCCUGGCUGAACUCCCAAUUAAUCCCCAUCUUAUCGAUAGGUACCUCCGAGAAACGGAGCUAUCUGCGGCACUUGCGAUUUGUGCCAUCAAUAAGAGAGAAAUUGGCAAAUUGCCACAUACUAUAAGUCUGGGACAAAUUUCCAAGAAUGCCCCAGGCAUCAAAGUUCCAAUUGAUGGCAGAAGGACGGAGAUAAGCAAUUUGGAGUUCAUCGAGAAAACUACGAGCAAUGUCGAAAUUUCCGACCAGAAGCCUUCCAAACAUCUAGAGCAAAAUUAUGAGACUGUGGUUGAAAAUAAUAGAGAAGUGAAUGCGGACGCCCAGAGUGAGAUGAUGGAACAAUUAGAAAGGGAAUCAGUGCUGCUUUACCACAAAGUGAAACAUCUAAAGCGUUUGUUAGCCGAUUAUGAGUUCCCUGUGAGGGAUUCAGAGAAGAGGCAGAUGUAUGCUCAGUUUCUGACCGACAAUACAUACUUUAGCAAAAGCAAGCAGAUACUGAUCGAUUCCCAGCACCAACUGGGAGAAGUUGAAGGGGCAAGCAGACUGUUCAAACGAGCUGAUGCUGUUAAUUUACUGGAUAAUAUUGUACCGCGUGUGAGCUCACACUCGAGCAGUUCAGGAAGCCUCUCAAGAUCUGAUAGCUCUUUCAGCGUAACGAGAAAAUUAAACAGGUUCAAGACACAAAAAGUCAAUAAUCCCGAUUUGCGGGAUAGUAGUGAUAAGGAGUCAUUGCACUCGAAUGGGAGCAGCAUCAAGCGAUGGUUCAGGCGAUGA